UCUCACCCGGUCCUGGAGGAGACGGAAGCUCCAACUGAGUGCGGGGUCGAGGACACUUACCCUGUGCACUCGGGCAGAGACUGCGGUUCGGGGUCCCGGAGGUCCAGUGGGCAGCUCCCCAGAUGUGGAGAUUGGCACUUGGAGAAGGAAGGCAGCUGCCCAAGGGUCUCACAAGCAGGUGGUGGGCAAGCCAAGACUAGAGCCCACACUUACAGACAUACCUCCCGUCCCACAACUGUUGCCCAUCUGCAAAGGCACUCCGAGGGCAACGCACUCACCAGCCAUGAACUACGUGGGGCAGCUGGCAGAGACGGUGUUUGGGACAGUGAAGGAGAUAUACCGGGGCCUGAACCCGGCCACACUGAGUGGUGGCAUCGAUGUGCUGGUGGUGAAGCAGGUGGACGGCUCCUUCCGAUGUUCACCCUUCCACGUGCGUUUCGGCAAGCUGGGUGUCCUGCGGUCGCGAGAGAAGGUGGUAGACAUUGAGAUCAACGGGGAGCCCGUGGACUUGCACAUGAAGCUGGGAGACAGCGGGGAGGCCUUCUUUGUCCAGGAGCUGGAGAGCGAUGAUGAACACGUGCCUCCCCGCCUAUGCACAUCACCCAUCCCUUGUGGGGACCUGUCUGGGUUCCCCUCAGACUCCCAGCUGAGCACAGACAGUGAGCCUGAAGCCAUCACUGAGGGGGUGGCCUCCACGGGGCGGAAGAAGAGGCGUCGCAGGAGGAAACCCAGGCGGAAGGAGGACACGGUGGCAGCCAAUUCCAGUUCUGAGGAGCUGGAGACAGGCGCUGAGAGUGAACUGUCUCUACUGGAAAAGCCAAGGCUGGAGCCCCCAGGCAGUGUCGAAUCCGAAGGGGAGUCCUCACCGCAAGCCAAAGACUUCUACCCCUACUCUGAUGGCGAGUGGUGCCCCCAGGCCAGCCUCUUGCCGGGUGUGCUAAUGACAUCCCCAAAGAGCGACUCAGAGCUGGAGCUGCGGACCCCCGAGCCCAGCCCCCUGCGAGCUGAGUCCCACAUACAGUGGGCCUGGGGGAGGCUGCCCAAGGUGGCCAAAGCAGAAUGGCCCGAGUGCUCGAAGAUCGCUGAUGGUGGUGUCAGGGCAGCUCCACCUCUUCAGGGAGAGCCCGGCACCCCCUCUGCUCCUGUGGCUGGUGUGGACCCUUCGGGGCCCCUAAUCCUGCAGACAGGGGCUGGUGCUGACCUUCCUCCUACUGACACGGAGCCUCCUGCUCUGGUGGGUCCCCCUCUCCCCACCCCUGAGAGAAAGAAAACCAAGACUCAGAGCCGAAGGGAUCCAGGCCUCCCUCCUCCCUCGAAAUCAUGGAGCUGGGCCGCCCUGGAGGGCCCACUUCCCACCAGGCAGCCUGAGGGGGUCUCUAGCAGGAAAGGCUCCGUGAAGAGAAGCCAGCACCUGGGCCCCAGUGACAUCUAUCUGGACGACUUGCCCUCUCUGGAUUCUGAGAAUGCAGCCCUUUACUUCCCCCAGAGUGACUGUGGACUGGGGCCCAGAAGGUGGAGUGAACCCAACAGCCAGAAGCCUCUGGGGGACCCCAACCCUGAACAGGAGCCAGAACCCACUUUGGACAUGAUAGUGCUUUCCCUCUGUGGUGGACUAGCUGACAGCCGGGACAUCUCCCGGGAGAAAUUCAACCAGCACAUAGUCUCCUACGAGGACCUCGUCCAAAACCCUGGCCUCCUUGAGCACCCGAACCUGGUGGUGAAAAUCAAUGAGAAACAUUAUAACUGGGCUGUUGCUGCCCCCAUGAUCCUCUCCCUGCAAGCCUUCCAGAAGAACUUGCCCAAGAGCACUGUGGACAAACUGGAGAAGGAGAAGAUGCCCCGGAAAGGUGGACGGUGGUGGUUUUCCUGGCGACGCAGGGACUUCCCGGCUGAGGAGUGCAGUGCCCAGGCAGAGAAAAGCACAGCCCAGGAGCAGCAGGGGGCGAAGACUGAUGUGCCGAGUAGUGAGGAUGACGCCCCAGAGAGCCCUGUGAUCCUCGAGGUCCCCUCCCUGCCACCCUCGCCUCCAGCCUACCCUCCUACCUACAGGAAGUCCCUCCGCCUCUCCUCCAGCCAGAUCCGGCGCCUGAACCUGCAAGAAGGUGCCAAUGAUGUGGUCUUCAGUGUGACCACCCAGUACCAGGGCACCUGCCGCUGCAGGGCCACCAUCUACUUGUGGAAAUGGGACGACAAGGUGGUCAUCUCGGACAUCGACGGGACCAUUACCAAGUCGGAUGCUCUGGGUCACAUUCUGCCCCAGCUAGGGAAAGACUGGACACACCAGGGCAUCACCAGUCUCUACCACAAAAUCCACCUAAAUGGGUACAAGUUCCUGUACUGCUCGGCACGGGCUAUCGGCAUGGCGGGCCUCACCAAGGGCUACCUGCAGUGGGUGAGCGAGCGGGGCUGCGGCCUCCCUGAGGGCCCCCUCCUGCUGUCUCCCAGCAGCCUCUUCUCCGCCCUCCACAGGGAGGUGAUUGAGAAGAAACCAGAGGUGUUCAAAAUCGCCUGCCUGAGUGAUAUCCAGCAGCUGUUCCUGCCCCACGGACAGCCCUUCUAUGCUGCCUUUGGGAACAGGCCCAACGAUGUCAUCGCCUACCGGCAGGUGGGCCUACCUACAUCUCGAAUCUUCACAGUCAACCCCCGGGGAGAGCUCAUCCAGGAGCUCAUGAAGAACCACAAAUCCACGUACGAACGGCUCGGCGAGGUGGUCGAGCUCCUCUUCCCGCCCGUGGCCCGUGGCCCCAGCACAGACCUGGCCCACCCUGAAUACAGCAACUUCUGCUACUGGCGGGAGCCCCUGGUUGCUGUGGACUUUGAUGCCCUGGCCUGACCCUGCCCCGGCUGCCCCCUCCUCCCUGGCCAGGUGUUCCAGGGAGUGGGUGUCCCAGGGAUCGGGACACUGGAAGCUGGGUACCACGGGGCCAGUCCACUGAACGGGAGGAGGGGGGCUGAAGGCUGGUUAGUAGCCACAGAGAACCCCCCUCCUCCCUGUCCUGUCUCCUGCCUUUGCCAGCUGAGCUGCAGGAGGUGGGGGGCAGCUGCUCCAGGCCUCAGCACAGCCCUGGCCUGUAGCAAUUAAAUGACUGUCACCCGGGCCCUCACAGGAUUCUCCAUGCCCUUGACAUCUCUGUCCCUGUAACCCUGGUAUGUUGUCCCAACUCCUGAUAGGACAGGGAGAAGAGGGAGGUCCCGGGAGGCUUGAGACCUGUAGGCACGGAAAUGGCUGGCGGCAGCAGUGGGGAGGGGUUGAGUGCCCUCUGCACAGCAUGGAUCAUAGCCUCUGAAGCCCGAUUCCUCCAUAACCCCGGCCCCUUCCCACAGCUCUUGAGCCAGACCUCACCACUCUCCCUGGCACGCCGGUAUCUCAGCACACCCCAAGCCAGGAUGCUCAGACAUCAAGGAACGAGGAUUCCCAGGCAGUGCGAGGGCUGAGGGAGUGUGACUCCCACUUGGCCUGGCCCGUACCCAGCUGCUGCCCUUGUUCCCCUGAGUACCUCCCCUAAGGACACAGCCCCCAAACCUGCCAGGGCCAAUGGCAGUGACCUGCCAACCCUCCCUAGACUUUGCUGGUCAACUCAGUGCCCACAGAGCUGCCGAGCAAGCUCGUACGGGGAUGAGGAACUUUAGGAAGUGGGGCUGGCUCCCCAGCAGUGCAGCCUUCCAGCCUGCUGUCCUUGGGGAAGAAAAUACCUUUAGAUGGGUUAAAAGCUUUAAUCCAGGCCUGCCCCACCCCCCCCCCCCAACAGCACCACAGUGGAAGGAAGAAACCAGAAGGCAGGGCUAUAGGGACCUGCAACACAGCACAGAAAGCCCUGGGCUGCUGUGGGGGAACUGAGGCCAGGAACCUCAGCAGAGAUGGGCAUCAGGGUCUCUGGGAACUCUGCAGGCUGGAUGAACACUGUGUUUUCAGGUUGUCCCGUGAUGGUGUCGUACCUGAAUUUCUCACCAUUUAGUGAACAUCCAGCAGAGGCUGGGGUUUUGCCGGGAUGCUGGAAACAGGGCUUGGAGGCCUUCCUCUCCUGUGGCCUCCUGUUCAGAGUCUGGCCUCAUUCAGGCCAUGACAUAUAUGAGGGCUAUUCUAUGAAGAGAGGCUCUAACCUGGGCGGGUGGGGGGUGGGCAGGAUAUUCUCCCAUAUGGAAAGGAGGGGAGGGUGUGGGGACCAGAGGCCCUGAAGCAUUUUUGGGAAAGAAAAGGAAAAGGAUAAAUUGGGGUGGGGUCUCUAAACAGAGCCUGGACCCUGUCCUUUUUCUCAGGGAAUCUACAGCUGCCUAAGCCCUCACCUGAGGGGAGGGUCAAAAGAAAUAAAGAGAACUGAGUCUUUGUGUUUCUGUUCUGCUCCGAAGGACCAGGGCCGGUGGAAACCUCUGGUCCUUAGUUUCAGAAACCAUAUCCACGAAGCUGCCGGGUGUGAGGACAGUGCCAGUGGGCACCAUCUUCCUGCAGAAACUGAGCCCAGACAGCAAGGGAGAGAAGCCAAGGGGACAAGGGAACCAGAAGCCCCCACAGGCUGGGGGCUAUGGCCUGGGGACAAAGGGAGAUGUGGACAGGUCACUGUCUGUGACCAGACCUGCGGGUCUUUGUACAGGUGCUGACCGUGGUGUGUCUGAAGAGGGACAAUUUGCAGACUGGAUUGUGAGGUCAACUAGGUCCACCCUGGCCUUCAGGCAUGACGUCCUUGCCUUGACCACGAUGUUGAAUUGUCCAGUUGGUACAGCACUGAGUGUGGAUUUUGGUGGCUGGGACAGUCAUAUGGAGCUGGACCAAGGCUAUUCCUUCUGUGGCCUCUGAAGUGGCAUCCAUGCUGGCCAGGGGGGGCUGGGAGGCACUGCUGGGCAAGGCUGGGCUCUGGAGGGACAUCCCCAGGGUCAGCGG
Molecule: messenger RNA, 4876 nt
Organism: Lynx canadensis (Canada lynx)
Lineage: Eukaryota; Metazoa; Chordata; Mammalia; Carnivora; Felidae
Gene: LPIN3
Product: lipin 3
Exons: 21
Coding region: 284-2833 (849 amino acids)
Biological process (GO): fatty acid catabolic process; cellular response to insulin stimulus; positive regulation of transcription by RNA polymerase II
Cellular component (GO): nucleus
Molecular function (GO): transcription coactivator activity; phosphatidate phosphatase activity
Source: RefSeq, a predicted model, not a curated record